Messenger RNA from Aspergillus caelatus, 5138 nucleotides. RefSeq lists its product as uncharacterized. Gene Ontology annotation, biological process: transmembrane transport. Lineage: Eukaryota; Fungi; Ascomycota; Eurotiomycetes; Eurotiales; Aspergillaceae. The coding region runs from base 330 to 5138 and encodes 1602 amino acids. Gene Ontology annotation, molecular function: microtubule binding; transmembrane transporter activity. The transcript has 6 exons. The record is from RefSeq and is a predicted model, not a curated record.
AUUUCGACCCGCUAGACCCAUCCAUGCAAUUCACACGUCCAGUGCAUUCAGCUAUGCCAUUGAGUUGACUGCGGAAAGACUUGAUUUUGCCAUCGCAUACAACGCGCACAUUGAAUACUAAUUUUUACUUGUGUUGAUUAUUGUUUGCCGCUGAGACUCGGAAGUCGCGGUGGCCGACGCGCCAUUCAAGCUUUCCCUUUCGCUACGCUUUGAUCUCAACAAAGUUUAGAGCGUCUUUUUUGAUGUCUCGCUCAGAAUUGUAAUUAUUUUGGGUCUAUUUUCUGCUUUGAUACCACAUCCAGUUACUUCACGCCACACUCGCAGCCAACAUGUCGCGCGAGCAUACCGCGAACAGUUUCGCGUCAUUCGGCUCGGACUUCGAUCUAGAGCACGAAGCUUUCGCGUCCACUAAAGAAGUCGGCCAUAGUCCCAAGCUUCCAGACAUGAAGGACAGCCUUGGAAAGUCUCGCCACGAAUCUGAUCAUGAGGAAGAACCCGACUACGCCAUUAACUCCUCCAUGUUAGAACGUUACUUCCCCGAGUUCUCGCAGGCGGGUUCAUCGGAGGAAGACGAUCUCCCUGAGGAUGAUGAAUUCUCUGUUGAGGUUGGACGGGGCCCCGCAAAACCCGCGCGUCGUCUAGAUGAUUCGCGAAACUCGUAUAUGAGCAUCGAGAACAGUGUCCGAUCUUCGUCGCCCGCCGUGAGACUCGACUACCCUACCUUUACUCCCCAGAAGCCAGCCACGCGCAACACGUCACGCAGGGCGGCUAGCGAGAAUCUUCGCAAAGAUGCUCAGUUGAGACGGGCCAGUCUCGCUCAAAAAGAAAAUGUCGACCCGCAGACUUCGAGAUCCAAGGCGAGCAGCCAACGGCGGACGCUAUCCGACAUGCAUGCAAAGGUACGCGACUCUUAUGAGGGCUCUUUUCUCGGCGACGAACGACCCCCGGCGGCCACGAACAACGCGCGCACGACACGCUUCGGAAGCCACCAGAUUGCCGACGCCGUGGAAAAAGCGUCGCAGGAAGCAUAUGCUCGAGAAAUCAGAAAAGGAAAGCAACCCGCCAACUCACGACUGGCGUACAUGAGCACGGCUGGGGAUACUGCUACGCAGCAGUCGUUCCUGCUCCCCGAUCUUCCCAAUCUCUCGGAAUUGGUUUCUGGUGUAUACGAAGACGGCACGCCGGUUUUCACGCGUCAAAAUCGCGCGCGCACAACACGUUUCGUCUCUCCUCCACAUGAUGCUACUGACGUGUCUUUGACCCGUGAGCAUGUCCCUCUUGAUGCUGUCCCGAUCCCGGAAGAUGAGAAGGCUCUAUUUGUAUCCCUAAGGCUUCUCCAGGAUAAGGUCUCAGAGCUUGAGAGAGCCAAGGCGGAAGCUGAAAGGAAGAUCGAAGAAGUCAAGAACGAGAACGCUACCCUCAAAGCCGGCAAGCCUCGCGCAAAGGAUAAACAUAGCCGGAGCAAAUACGAUACCGAUGAUGAUGACCACCGGAAGGAUCGUCUGGCCAAUGAAAACCGAAAACUCGAUGCCACCAACCUGGCCUUGCAGAACAAGCUGGACGUUGUAGAGCGCAAGGUAGAGAUUCAAGAGACCGCAUUGAAAAGAUUGAACCGGGAACGUGAUAUGGCGGUCUCCCAAUUAGGGGUAGCUUAUCUCGAAUCCCAGGACCUCAAAAAUGAGAUCGAGGACCUUCGGCAUGAGAAUGCGGAGCUAAAAUCACAACUGGUGAAACUUGCUCCGUUCAUCUCAAAAAAGCGUGAAGAGACUCAACAAUCAGAACAGACAUCCGCGUCUGAAGCAAGCACCGAAGCCAGCCCAGACAACACACAUAGCAGAAAUGUGAGUCGGGGAACCAAGGAGCUCACCAGUAAGAGUACACGAUCGAAGACCGGGCGCCGGGAAGAUUCCAAGGCGAGAAUUUCUACCCAGGUGGACAACGAAAUUUCACGACUUGAGAAGGAGCGAGCGGACGAGGCUCUCUUUACCAUUGACGUACCGCGAUCGAAGGAGCCAUCUUCCAGUACGAGCAGGUCAGGACAGCGUAGCCAGACCAAGAAGCCAAACACGGGUAAGCAGCGUGUCAAGCGUGUGGUUGUGGAAGAAGUAGAUGUCACCGAACCUAUUGAUUCGACCGUUGAGGCAACUGGGAACACCAGGAAGUCCUCUGGGGUGGAGCAGGACUUGACCUUGCUGAGCUUUAUCGACGAACGUGAAAUUGCCCAGCUGCGAAAGACUUUAGAAGAAGAAAGAUUGGCGCGCAAACGACGACAAUCAAAUACCUCCAGAGAUCAAUCUUCUAACGAAACAGAAAACACAACCCGUCGCAGUGUGUCCAAGUCGGCAGCGCCUCGGAAAUCGUCCCUAAAAGAACCCAAGGAAAUCCCUAUGAGACCGGCCUCGGCUAUGGGCGACGUGACAGCAACCUCCAAAGCCAGUGAAGGGGACAGUAACCUGUCCGUGCCUAUUGAACGUCCUAGGCGACACUCAGACCAUUCCGCUACCCCUCGCCGGAGGCGCCAAGUCUCCGAAGAUAUGACGUCGGCAUUCAUCCUGCCUGACAUCACGCUUCAUCGCGCUGACCUAGUAGCUGAAAAUCCGGCGCGUCUGCCCCAGUCUGCGCAACGGGCACUGGACAGUGCCACCCAGCACAAUGGAAAGAACUGCACGGUAUGCAAGCGUUCUAUCCCCGGUGACUCUUGUGACCACACUCGAGAGUCGGUGAAGAUCCCUAAGCCUAUUCCGGUGUCAGAGCGAAUGCCAGAACCGUCCAUUUACAAUGAAGAACCUACCAUGCGCCCUGCACAACCGCCAGCGGUUGCCCUUGCAACAGUACUCAAGGCGUUGGAGGACGAGCUGUCACAUCUGAAGAUGCAGCUCGUGACGUACCAGGGGGCGUACAACAAACUGGAUGCGUCAUUGAGCAAACGCCAGAGGAAAUCGCUAUCUGCAAAGAUCGAGAAGCUGCUGAAGGACAUCGACAUGAAGGCCGACCAGAUUUAUGCCCUGUACGAUGUUCUUGAGGGGCAGAAGAGUAAAGGUCAGGAGAUGACUGAGCAGGAGAUGGAGGUGACUCUCCAAUCGAUUGGCAUUGACGUGGGAGCCGCAAGAGCCGAUGUGACUGCUACGAGUGAUAAGUCGUCGCAGAAAAAUGCUGAAACAGAUUAUGACAUUGACGAUGACGAUGACCUUCCAUGGGAAGGAAUUGAGAGUGCUUAUCAUUCCGAAUUCUCAUUGAUGGGACCGAGUCGACUGCGUGUAAUUCCACCUCGCCCUAUCGACGAUGUAGAUUCCGGUAUUACUACCGAAGAUACCGACUCCCAACACUCUCAACACCGCAAAACUCAGUCGCCGCCAGAAGGUAAUAAUCCUCUGGCUCCUUACCACGACAAUCCCGAUGAGUAUGACGAUACUGAAAGCGUGGAUACCGUUAUUUACGACGGUGAUUCUACUCAAGAUCGCUCAGUUACCGGCGUCUCGGUAAGUCGCCGGCAUCGGGGUGUUUCCGACGACAGCGAAGAUGAAGAUGACAGCGGCAAUGAUCCGGCGGAAUCCCACAGUGAGAAACCAGUAACAUGGCGCUCAUUACCUAAAAAAGGCCAACUUGCUAUCCUGACCUUUGCACGUCUAUCCGAGCCGUUGGCCCAGACGUCUUUGCAAGCGUAUCUGUUCUACCAACUUCGGUCUUUUGAUCCCUCCCUUCCUGACUCAACUAUCUCGGCGCAAGCAGGCAUCUUGCAAGGUAGUUUUACUGCUGCGCAAUUUGUGACUGCUAUUUGGUGGGGCCGAUUGGCGGAUACUGAAUGGAUGGGCAGGAAACGGGUUCUCAUAAUUGGCCUGUUGGGAACAUGUAUCUCGUCUCUCGGGUUCGGAUUUUCGAGAUCGUUUGCUUCCGCGGUGGUGUUCCGAAUCUUAGGUGGUAUUCUGAAUAGCAAUGUUGGCGUGAUGAGAACGAUGAUUGCCGAGAUCAUUCAAGAGAAGAGGUUCCAGUCUCGGGCGUUUCUUCUGCUACCGAUGUGUUUCAAUAUCGGGGUUAUUAUCGGGCCUGUAUUAGGAGGCAUGCUGGCUGAUCCUGUGAAGAGCUAUCCGCAGCUGUUCGGACCUGGGUCGUUCUUAGGGGGCAGAGAUGGUGUGAGGUGGAUGUUGCAUUGGCCAUUUGCACUGCCGAAUCUUCUCAGUGCCAUAUACAUUUUCGCUUCUUUGUUGGCCGUAAUCCUCGGAUUAGACGAGACUCAUGAGGUUACUCGGCACAGAAGCGAUUGGGGCCGGAAGUUAGGCAAAAGACUUGCCAAUACUUUCUCCCGUCGUCGGAUCUCGCAGUAUUACCGUCCCCUUAUUAGCCACGCUGACGAUGAAUCUCUCUACAUUGAUGAAAGUGUAGCCAGCAGAUCGGCACCCCCCAGCCCGGCUCGCUCACGCAUUCGACCUAGUGGCGAUCGUCCUAGUUUUCGUCAGAUUUGGACGCCUAAUGUGUUACUUACCUUGCUGGUGCAUUUCCUAUUAGCGUUCCACACCAGUGCCUGCAACUCAAUGACUUUCGUGUUCUUGCCUGCCCCUCGGGCUCCGGAGGGUAGCCGAGAUGGUCUCUUCCAUUUCGGCGGCGGUCUGGGAUUGCCAUCCUCUCGGGUUGGCCUUGCCACCGCUAUUAUCGGGUUCAUCGGGCUUCCGCUGCAGAUUUUCAUCUAUCCUCGAGUUCAGUCCCGCCUGGGGACCUUGACUUCUUUCCGCGCGUUUCUGCCAUUCUCGCCUUUAGCCUACACGCUGAUGCCGUUUAUCGUCCUGAUACCGCGAUACCCGUGGCUGGUUUGGCCUGCAUUUACAGUUGUUGUAGGGUUGCAGGUGGUCUCGCGAACUUUUGCCCUUCCGGCUGCGAUCAUCCUUGUAAAUAACAGCGUCACGGACCCUCGUGUUCUGGGAACUAUUCAUGGAGUGGCGCAGAGCAUCGCAAGCGGCGCGCGUACUCUUGGUCCUUUGAUUGGAGGAUGGGGCUUAGGACUGGGACUUAAGUACAACAUGGUGGGCGGCAUAUGGUGGGCUCUGGCGGUGGAGGCCAUAGUAGGCUGGUUUUUGCUUUGGUCGAUUUAUGAGGAUAAGGGUAUUGAGCGGAAGAAGGGUCAGACCGAAGAAGAGGACUCCUGA